CUGCCCACACUCCAUUCAAGGAAGAACACGCAGGGUGCUUGCAUCUGUUCAUCUAAAAGGGCUCACUUUCCAUUGUGCUUGAGCAGUAGCAUUAUGGGGCUCAGUGAUCAGGAAUGGCAGAAGGUCGUAGACAUCUGGGGAAAAGUGGAACCAGACCUCCCCUCUCAUGGGCAGGAAGUUAUCAUCAGGAUGUUUCAGAGCCAUCCCGAGACCCAAGAACGUUUUGACAAGUUCAAAAAUAUGAAGACACUGGAUGAGAUGAAGAGCUCCGAAGAAAUCAAAAAGCAUGGAACCAAUGUCCUCACUGCCCUGGGCAAAAUCCUGAAGCAGAAAGGGCACCAUGAGGCAGAAAUGACACCACUGGCCAAGAGCCAUGCAACCAUACAUAAAAUUCCAGUCAAGUACCUUGAAUUCAUUUGUGAAAUAAUUGUUGGCGUCAUUGCUGAAAAGCAUUCUGCAGACUUUGGGGCUGAUUCCCAAGCAGCAAUGAGGAAGGCCUUGGAGCUGUUCCGGAAUGACAUGGCCAGCAAAUACAAGGAACACGGGUUCCAAGGCUAGCGAGGACACAAAGCAAUGGCAAUGUCCCCUUAGUCUUAGCAAGAGACAGAGCAGCAUGUCAUAGGUGUGUGGUCAAUUUAGGAAGGGAAUAUUCUCAGUUAUCCUCACAGAAAAUUAUUUUGGCACCAGGUUGAAAAAUUCUCCGCAAAUAAGGCUCAAACUACUCUUGAUGGGGGCAGGCCAACAUCUUUUAAAAUCAACUCUGUCCCAUUCACAUGGGGAGCUUUAGGGUAAGGGCAUAAUUUAAAGGAUGAGAGGUGAUCAGUGGUGUAGCAAAGCCUGGGCGUGCUGGGACAAAAUGCCAGGACGUGCUGCUUAGUAUGGAUGCUGGUGUCACCUACCAACUUGUUCCAUCUUUCAUGUUCCCUCUGAGCUUAGCUUCAGUCCUCACACCCUCAAACUACUGGGCUGUCGUUCCUUUCAAAAGUGGGAGGCAGACUGCACUUUUACUUCAUAGCAGCCAACAUAUUAUUCAUUCUUUAAAAAGUCACCUUUCCACCCACAUGGAAGCUGGAAGAGAUAUGAAGUUUCUAAGCAACAAUAUUGUCGUGAGCUAUUCCUGUUGUAAAGCAAAGUAUUUUGGGGUCACUUGGUCUGGUCUGGGCAAUUAAGACCUAUUAGCUUUACAAAAGACCUGCUCAGCUGGAGAUGAAACCUGCUAGAAUUGGUUCCUUGCCUGCAUUUGGGGAUUCUCCUUGAAGGUGUGGCUCUGGGGAUUGUCAUGAGGAACACCUGCACUUCAAAAUUUACCACUACAUCACUGGAGAUGCUAAAUCCCUUUUAGACUGCCUCUCUUACUCCAGUGGUCUGUCAUCUGAAGUUGUCUCCCACCCCUCAACCAGGCUCCAAUAACAGGGGGAUGUUUCAACAUCUUCUUUCCAUUGGCCCUCUAAGUUCUCCCACCCCCGGCUUUAUAUAUGAAUGGGCCAAGAGGUCUGCCACCAUCAUAUGUAGCUUGGACUGUCAACUGAGGCUGCCAUUGCUCUUCAGCAUAAACCUUUGUAAUGUUUGGCUUAAUAGAAUAAAGAUUAAGUAUAGUA
Messenger RNA from Elgaria multicarinata webbii, 1598 nucleotides. RefSeq names its product myoglobin (gene MB). The transcript has 3 exons. Gene Ontology annotation, molecular function: oxygen binding; heme binding. The record is from RefSeq and is a predicted model, not a curated record. Bases 94 to 558 code for a protein of 154 amino acids. NCBI's taxonomy places the organism in Eukaryota, Metazoa, Chordata, Lepidosauria, Squamata, Anguidae. Gene Ontology annotation, biological process: oxygen transport. Gene Ontology annotation, cellular component: extracellular exosome.